Trichobilharzia regenti is the source of this 2055-nucleotide messenger RNA. Lineage: Eukaryota; Metazoa; Platyhelminthes; Trematoda; Strigeidida; Schistosomatidae. The record is from the annotation of a GenBank genome assembly.
AUGAAACCACUGCAACUGUCUAAUGAAAAUUUAUCAUCUGAAUUCACACAGUCAAACACGUUGGAGUCAGAUUCAACAGAUUGUUACGGUGUAAAUGUUUACGAAUUUCAAGAAGGAGAAGAUCUCUAUGGUCCUCGUACGCGUGGGUAUCAGAAACCGAAACAUAUGUGGAUGGCUAAAGACCAAGCCCUGACAAAUAUAAAGCCAAGUAGUUCUCCUCUGGCGGCGACAACGUUAGACUUUGAAAUCGAUUGUUGUACUAGCCAAGAAAGUCUCAAUCCUGUCGCAGCUAAUCAUAUGAGAUGUCCAUCACCAAAUAAUCUAAUAUACAACAUGGGAUCACCGUCUACAUCUGGCAGUGUCCAGGGUCUUUCGGCAGCCUUAUCAUCUUGUACUAAUACAAGCAGCAGUUUGUGUAGCCAUAAUUCCCCACUUAUUGGUCUAAAUGCAUCUGAAGUUACUAGCACGUGUACAAGUCCAAAUUUUAUUGAAAAUAAAACUGAAAAAUGUGUACCACUAACAUGUGAAAUAAACUCGAAUGUUGUAAAAAUCAAAGUGAGUGCCAAAUCAGCUCCCAAGAAGCGAACCAUGGGAAAAUUUUCUGAAAACAAAUUUGAACUAGGCCCUAGUAAUACUUCCUCAGUACCGGAUGCUAGUAACUCACAGUUGUCGAGUGAGAAGCAGUCUCAUACUCGUAGAAAUAGGCAACCUCAAGCUCGAAAUAGUCGGAAAUCUAAACGAAAGUCUGCUAAUGAAUUUUCGCCUUUCCAUUCAGUCCCAAGCCCUAAUGUACCAACAGACAGUUGUCUAUCUGAAUCUCCUACUUUGGCUGUGACAGAAACAUCGAAUCAAGAAUAUUCUGGCUAUACAUCUGUAUAUUCAAAGAGCUUGCCAUCUUCAUCGGCUUUUGUUUCUAGUGGACUAAAGAUCCGGCUUCGUAGGGAUUCAGCUGUAGAUUUCAGUAUUGGCAAAGGAAAACGCGCUAAAAGUAAGACAGCCCCAGCAACUUUUCGCAUAGUGGAAUCAUGGUGUGACGCAGAUGCUCCAGGAGGAGACCUUAGCAGACGAGUUCGAGGAGCUGCCAGUAGUUCUACUUCCCCUACCUUCAGUUUGGUGUCAGGCGGUUUACGCGUGGGUGAUAUUGUAUGGGCAAAACUUGCUGGUUAUCCUUAUUGGCCAUCACAGAUUAGUGCUAUUUGGGCUCGUACUGCCCAUCAACUUUCUCAGGCCACUUUACUUAAUACAUCGCAGUCUGUAGAUAACAAUACAUCAUCUUUGGCUGUUCUUCAGACUCCUUCAGAUCCAAGUUUAGCAACUGGUUACACUGCUCGUGUUGAUUGGUUAGCUUGGGAUCAGUGUUCAUAUUUAAGUUGUGCUAAGUUGUAUCCUUUUAAGGAGUCCUUCGAUAAACUUUAUAAUCCAAGAACCAGGGUAAAAGGUUAUGCAGAAGCUGUACGUCUUGCUAAGCAAAUUGUAAAUGGGACUUAUAUUCCCAAUGAGAAUAUAGAUUCGUCGCAGUUAUCCAAUAUGUCCCCACAAAAUAAAUCUCAGUCAUCAUCAUCAACUGGACAGAUAUCAGCACCUCCAAGUACCGACAGUCAGUGGUCGUCUAUGACAACUCUUUCUUCUUCCUUAGAAAUCCCGUCUUCAGGUACUACAACUAAUCAAAUGACUGACAAACAAAGUUUACCUUUACUGUCUGAUUUACUACCAGAUACUUUUAUUAUGUCAUCUCAGUUAAAUCCACUGCCUGCUUCAUUAUCCAAUGUUUAUUCUACUACUACUACUACCAAUGGUGGUGGAGGCAUACUUAAUUCAACAGAUGCAUUUUCAACUCAUAGUAAUAAUAAUUCAUGUCAUAGAAUAAUAGAUGAUAGAAACAUAGAACUACCUGAACUUGGAAAUAUUUCAAUGUGGGCACCUCUUCCUCAAUUGGAUGUUUCAGGUCUUGGCGUUUUUCAUGUGCCAACAUUUUCAGAAGAUGAAGAGGAUGAUGACUUGGAUACGUCUAUUGUUAAUCAGUUAAAAUUAGAUUUUGGUUCUUGUUUGCAAUAA